GGAGGGGGCGGGACUUCCGGCUGUACGCUAGGUCAGGGGGCUCCCGGGCUCGAGUCGUCCUUGCAUCCGCACGUGUCUGCCGCCUCCGCUGCAGCGAUGCUUCCUCUGCUGCGCUGCGUGCCCCGCGCCCUGGGCUCGGCAGUCGCAGGCCUCCGCGCCACCGCGCCCUCCCCGCAGCUCCGGCAGCUGCUGCAGCCUGCGUCCCGGCCUUGUGCCCGGCCCUUCGGGCUGCUCAGCGUGCGCGCUGGCUCGGCGCGGCGGCCCGGGCUCCUGCGGACUCGCGCGCCCUGCGGCUGCGGCUGCGACGCGCUACACACCCAAGGGGACAAAGCUUUUGUUGAAUUCCUCAGUGAUGAGAUUAAGGAGGAAAAGAAGCUACAGAAGCAUAAGUCCCUCCCCAAGAUGUCUGGAGAUUGGGAGCUGGAAUUGAAUGGGACAGAAGCCAAAUUAGUGCGGAAAGUUGCUGGAGAAAAGGUCACUGUCACCUUCAACAUUAACAAUAGCAUCCCACCAACAUAUGAUGGGGAGGAGGAGCCUUCCCAAGGGCAGAAGGUUGAAGAGCAGGAGCCUGAAUUGACGUCCACUCCCAAUUUCGUGGUUGAAGUUACAAAGGAUGGUGGCAAGAAGGCCCUUGUGCUGGAUUGUCACUACCCAGAAGAUGAGGUUGAACAAGAGGAAGAUGAGAAUGACAUUUUCUCUAUCAGAGAAGUGAGCUUUCAGUCCACUGGAGAGUCUGAAUGGAAGGACACAAAUUAUACACUCAACACAGACUCCCUGGACUGGGCCUUAUAUGACCACCUGAUGGAUUUCCUUGCGGACCGAGGGGUGGACAACACCUUUGCGGAUGAGUUGGUGGAGCUCAGCACAGCCCUGGAGCACCAGGAGUACAUUACUUUUCUUGAAGACCUCAAAGGUUUUGUCAAGAGCCAGUAGAGCAGACAAGACACUGAACUCCUUAAUUUUGUGCCAGGCUUUGGCCAGUGAACAAAACCUACUCUGAAGCUAGACAGAUGUGCUUUAAAAUGGUUUUUGUCCUAGUAUCAUGGAAAAUAAUUCCAAUUUAAAUUAUUUCUGUUUCCCUCUUACUAUUCAUUUAUUUCUUCUCUAUAAAUCUAUGCCUAGAUUUUUCAAUAACAUAAUGAUGGACAAUAAAAUUGGCUCAUCUCCUCCAA
Molecule: messenger RNA, 1172 nt
Organism: Manis pentadactyla (Chinese pangolin)
Lineage: Eukaryota; Metazoa; Chordata; Mammalia; Pholidota; Manidae
Gene: C1QBP
Product: complement C1q binding protein
Exons: 6
Coding region: 97-933 (278 amino acids)
Biological process (GO): cytosolic ribosome assembly
Cellular component (GO): mitochondrial matrix
Source: RefSeq, a predicted model, not a curated record